Molecule: messenger RNA, 1854 nt
Organism: Portunus trituberculatus (swimming crab)
Lineage: Eukaryota; Metazoa; Arthropoda; Malacostraca; Decapoda; Portunidae
Product: pseudouridine-5'-phosphatase-like
Exons: 4
Coding region: 83-772 (229 amino acids)
Molecular function (GO): phosphatase activity
Source: RefSeq, a predicted model, not a curated record
UUCAAGAACGAGAGUGCUGAUAAAAACAAGUUCAAGACAGAGAUCAAGACAAUAGCAGACCUUGCCGCCUUCACUCGCAGCCAUGGCCACCCCACAGCCUGUGACACACGUUAUUUUCGACAUGGACGGCCUGCUGCUGGACACAGAGCGGCUAUACACAGAGGCCACACAGGCGCUUGCUACCCCCCAUGGCAAGGAGUAUACAUGGGAGGUGAAGGUUGGGUGUAUGGGAAUGAAGGGACCACAGGCAGCUCAGCACAUCAUUGACUCCCUUGGCCUGCCUCUCACCGUUCCUAAGUACCUUGAACAGAUAGCCAAGCAUUAUAAUAAUCUCUUCCCCACGGCUAAGGUGUUGCCAGGAGCGGAGCGGCUGGUGCGUCACCUGCACAAACACAACAUUCCCAUCGCCAUCGCCUCGGGCGGCGCCAAGGACAGCUUUGACCUCAAGACCACCAACCACCGUGACUUUGUGUCACUCUUCAGACAUGUGGUGCUGGCCUCCUCUGACCCCGAGGUGACCCAGGGCAAACCCGCGCCGGACGUGUUCCUGGUGUGUGCCCAACGCUUCCCCGACAACCCAGACCCUGCCAAGUGCCUGGUGUUUGAGGACGCCCCAAAUGGUGUACAGGCGGGUGUGGCGGCCGGCAUGCAGGUGGUGAUGGUGCCAGAUCCUCGCCUGAGCUCUGAGCUGACCAAGGGAGCCACACAGGUGCUCACCACGCUGGAAGACUUCAAGCCAGAGAGUUACGGCUUGCCACCCUUUGAUGAUUAGUGAGGGAAAGGAGAGGUGAGAAGGUUGUGAGUGGAAGAGUGAUUGAGAGAGAAGGUGAUGUAGGAGAGUUGAGAAGAUUGUGAGUGAAAGUGAUUGUUAAGAUGAUGUAAGGGAAAGUGUGAGGGAGAGGUGAGGAAGUUGUGAGUGAAAGAGUGAUUAGGAAGGUGAUGUAGGAGAAAGUGUGAGAAGAGAAGAUUGUGAGUGAAGUAGUGAUUGGGAAGGUAAUGUAGGGGAAAGUGUGAAAUAGAAGUGGGUCAUGGUAACUGAGAUGUACUAAUUGUUACUUAAGCUCUCCACUCUGUACACAACACACCUCAGUGCAAACCCAUUAACCCUUUCACUGCACCAGAAGUAAUCCAUGAAAUCGUAAUCAACAUCUGUAAGAAAGGGAUUAAAAAAUAGAGUUAGCAAUUUCUAGCCAGUUUAUAAAGAUUAGAGGUGGCUGUAAAGUAUAAAGGUGCCCAUGUGAUUAUUGAUUAAGGAAAGAUAUACCAAAUAGCAGGCAAAGAAUUGAUUUGUAGCAGAAUGAGUUGUGAGUGAUUGGUAAGGUGAUCGAAGGGAUAGUGUAUUAAAACGGGUAAUGUUGACGACGAUGCAUUGAUUGUUACUCAUGCAUUCCACUCUGUACACCACCUCAGUGAAAGCCAUCAACUCCAGUACUGGGACACAUUUUUACCUUGAGAUUUGUAUACAAUUAGACCAUUUUUUUUUUUUUUUUUUUUACAUGAAGGCUCUAUGGAGGUCAGAAGAUUAAGGGCCAGAGUCUUCACUAUUUUAAUCCCCACAUAAAUUUCUGAAGCUGUACAAAGUCACCAAAUAGAAAGCAGAAUGAAUAAGGAAAUGUCGUGGUACUGAAGGAGUUAAUUUGUAGCUGUAUGAGUUAAAAUCCUCCCUCUUGAAGUACAAAAUGAGUGGUGGGCCUGGAGGUAACUUGGCAGCACUCCUGACUGGAAAGAUGCCACACACAACACUGGUGAUGGGUCGGCAUGACUGUAAUCUUGUGAGUUGCUGUAUGAGGGUGUGGGUGUGUAUUGUUGAUUGUUGGGUUGUGAUAUGUACAUGUAAUAAAGUCACUGCCAAGG